Molecule: messenger RNA, 3697 nt
Organism: Vanessa tameamea
Lineage: Eukaryota; Metazoa; Arthropoda; Insecta; Lepidoptera; Nymphalidae
Gene: fw
Product: sushi, von Willebrand factor type A, EGF and pentraxin domain-containing protein 1
Exons: 18
Coding region: 217-3588 (1123 amino acids)
Source: RefSeq, a predicted model, not a curated record
GCGGCAACCAUGACAGUCCGCCUCGAGCGCAUGUCCGAUACGUUGUUUUGCAAACGACCCGGAACUCGCGCGCCGUUCCACGUACGAAAAGCAAAUGGGAAACUUUUACUUUCGCGCGAGAUAUUAAAUCUGAAUCACAUUUCUCCGUUUGUGUGUGAACGUGUGUGUUACAAUAAUAUGUAUUAGUGUCAGGUUAUUAAAAUACAUUUUUUGCUUAUGAUUGAAAGAGACAAUUGCAAAAUGUUUCUAUGUGUGUGCCUUGUAAUUUGGAGCGGUGCCCUCGCGCCGGCUCUGGCUCAAGGUGAUCGACUUUGUGGUCACCCGGCGGUGCCACCUAAUGCAAGAGUUUCAUUGCCCACCGACACUAAGAUAGUUCCUGGUACCGUGGCUACAUACGAAUGUGAUGAAGGUUACGAGCUGUUUGGAGCACACCAAAGAGAAUGCACGCUGCGAGGCGACUGGACAGCAGAACCGCCAUUUUGUGGUACAAACGUCGCCUUUAGAAAACCAGCAAAUCAAUCGACAACGGUCAGAGGAGGAAGCGCUAGUAACGGAAAUGAUGGUGAGAAAACCACGGAGCACGACGGUAAGCGCUGCACAGAAACCCAGCGGGAGGCCUCACCCUGGUGGCAAGUUGAUCUCCUUCGACACUAUGCUGUCAAAGUGGUCAGAGUUACGACGAGAGGUUGCUGUGGUCACCAACCCUUGCAAGACCUCGAAAUCCGGGUAGGAAAUAGCAGCAGCGAUUUGCAGCGAAAUCCUCUAUGCGCUUGGUUUCCUGGGACCAUGGAUGAAGGAGUAACGAAGACAUUCACUUGCGCUCGACCUCUCAUCGGACAACAUGUGUUCCUGCAACUCGUCGGAGUCGAAGGCUCUCUAUCAUUAUGCGAAGUCGAGGUCUUUACAACGGAAGAAUUCUCAAACGAUCGAUGUGCACCCGUCGGUGCUUCGGCAGACAUAGAGUUGGCUGCUUUUUCUAGAAACUGUUACGAAUUUAAUGUGGCGAAAGGUGCAUCCUUUGAAGAAGCAAGGAAACAAUGCAAGGCACACGGCGGCGACCUUAUACACGGUUUUCAGGGAGCGACAUCCAGUUAUCUUAUUCAGGAAUUAGAAAGACGUAAGACUCAGUUAAAAACACAACUUGUGUGGAUCGGUGCACAAAAGGAACCUGGACUUACCUCUCGAACUUGGAAAUGGGUCGACGGUGAAAUGGUCUCGAAACCGACAUGGGGGAAGGAUCAACCAAACAACUACAACGGGGAACAGAACUGCGUGGUGCUGGACGGUGGACGCGCCUGGCUGUGGAACGACGUGGGUUGCAACCUCGACUACCUGCACUGGAUUUGCCAGUACCUACCACCUUCCUGUGGGAGUCCUGAUAAACUUCUGAAUACGACGAUCGAAGGCAACAGUUAUCAAGUAGAAUCUUCGAUAGCUUACAAGUGCCCUGAUGGUCACAUGCUUAUCGGAGACAAGACAAGAAAGUGCAAGAAAGACGGUUUUUGGUCAGGAGCUGCACCUAGUUGUAAAUAUGUGAACUGUGGUGGUUUAACGCCUAUACAAGAUGGUGACGUCAGUUUAGUAGAUGGUCGCACCACUCACGGUGCUCGAGCUGUUUAUUCGUGUAAAGAAAACUACACACUUGUUGGAAAUGAAGAAAGACACUGCGGCGAUGAAGGUAUCUGGGAUGGUGAAGCACCAAAGUGCCUGUUUGAUUGGUGUCCGGAACCACCGCCGGUAACCGGGGCUACCGUGAGCGUCAGCGGGCACAAAGCGGGCUCAUUAGCAACAUAUAUGUGCCAAAAUGGCUUCAUUCUCUUUGGACAACCGAGUGUGACCUGCAAUCUCGGUGGAGUCUGGUCAGGUACUCCGCCUUCGUGCAAGUAUGUGGACUGUGGGACACCGGCUCAAGUUCAUAAAGGCUCGUUUGUUUUGCUCAACGGAACCACAACUUAUGGAUCAGUCGCUCAGUUCAACUGUGAAUCUGACUACUGGCUUGCUGGAGCUGAGGUGUUAACAUGCAACCGAGAUGGAAAAUGGUCACACGAUAUACCUUCUUGUGAAUUAAUUUCCUGCCCGGAUCCAGAAGUGCCUGCCGGGGGUUAUAUGGAGGCGUAUGAUUACAACGUACAUUCUACGAUCGAUUUCCAUUGCGAGAAGGGACAUAAGCUUGUCGGCGAGCCGAAUCUAACGUGCCAGCCGGAUGGUGAAUGGUCCGGUGAAUCACCAAAGUGUGACUACGUGGAUUGCGGCAAAUUACCACCUCUUCCUUACGGCUUAUCAGAAUUGCUUAACGGAACUACACAUUUGGGCAGCGUCAUACAGUACGCUUGUACGACUAACUAUAGGCUUGUGGGUGCAGUCAGGAGAGUGUGUACAGAGGACCAUCAAUGGAGUGACUCUUCUCCAAGAUGUGAAGAAAUAAGAUGUACCGAACCAAUAGUUGCUGAGAAUAGUAUAGUAUCAGUGACCGGCAACGAUCGAAUGCACGGACGGACGCUAAUCCGCACAUCAGGGAGCACAAAUAACGGCAAUACGUAUCGCAUUGGAGCGCUCGUCAAGUACCGCUGCGAGCGUGGGUAUAAGGUGGUGGGCGAGAGCCUCUCCACAUGCGAGGAUACAGGACAGUGGAGUGGAGUUACACCCAGAUGCCAAUAUGUUGAUUGUGGAAACCCUGGGCGCAUUCAGAAUGGAAAAGUCACACUUGCGACGAACGCAACUUACUAUGGAGCUGCUGCACUCUAUGAAUGUGAUGAACACUGGCAGCUCGAUGGUGUAUCACGAAGAUUGUGCCAGGACAAUGGCACGUGGAGCUCAGAAGCGCCAGUUUGUAAAGAAAUAACUUGCACGGAUCCAUCAAUUCAGAUCAAGGGUAGUACUGGCUUACUCGUUGUCACGUCAACUCUCAGCAUAGGCGGAGAAGCGCACUAUAGAUGCGAAAGAGGUUAUAGCAUCAAAGGUAAUCAGACAAGAACCUGUCUGCCCAAAGGACAAUGGUACGGAACUCCACCAGUAUGCAUACCUAUAGAUUGUAAAUCACCAGGAACUAUCGAAAACGGACGUAUUAUCAUAUCGAACACUUCGACUCUAUUUGGAAGUUCAAUCGAAUAUCACUGUUUGCCGCAGUACCAACGCGUUGGACCUUUCCUGCGCAAAUGUUUAGAUGACGGGAAAUGGUCUGGUGAAGAUCCUAGAUGCGAAUUAACAACUAAUGAGGCAGCAGAAAGUGGUGCCUUGCCAUUGAGCGUCGGCGUCGGCUGUGGUGUAGUUCUAUUUUUAUUGAUGCUGCUAGGAGUUAUCUAUCUGAGACUCCGUAAGGCGACACCAGUCAAGAACACAGAAAACAUCGAAGGCGCUGAGCGAAAAGAAGAUCAAAAUGCAGCCGUUAUGAGCUACGCUACACUUCACGACACAAACGGAAGACAUAUUUACGAUCAUGUGACUGACAACCUUUACGAUUCCCCAUACAGUGAGAGUCUUGCAGAAAAUGCAGCGUACGGAAGACGAAGUGACACUGACUCCGCCUAUGAACCUGAGCCGACCGGACCCAGUGCAGUGGUCACUAUUAAUGGGGUCGCAGUUCGUUGAUAGGCAGAAAUUCAACUGCUUCGUAGCGUUUAAUUGUAAAUGAAAAUUUGAAGAUUAGGCUUUAAGGUAGUGAUCUAUGAACUAUUAAUAAAUCAGUGCUAUAUCGAUU